Messenger RNA from Cylindrotheca closterium, 495 nucleotides. The record is from the annotation of a GenBank genome assembly. NCBI's taxonomy places the organism in Eukaryota, Bacillariophyta, Bacillariophyceae, Bacillariales, Bacillariaceae.
AUGUACUCUCGAACACUUUUGCUUGCUCUACUGACUGCAAUCCACUGCGAGGCUUUUGUAGUGCCACAAAGUAUGAGCCGACCAGCUCUUGCUCUUCGCGAAGCAGAAGACGACGAGGAUGGCACCGAGAUGAACCCAGACAACCCAAACUUGCCAGCACUCAAGGGGGAUUUCGAUUGGGAUGAAAAAUUCGGAGGAGACGAUGACUGGAUCACCGAAAAUGUGCCCGGAAAGGUUGUCUUGGGCGAGCUCGAGUUGGCAGAGCAAUCGAAAGCUUUGGCAGCGUUGGAGUCCAACUGGCGUAAGGAGCGCGAGAUCAAGGAGUUUGAAGAAUCUAGAAAGACUGGUUGGACCGGGUUGGCAGAGUUGGCAAAUGGAAGAUUCGCCAUGUUCUUCCUCGUGACUGGGUUAUUGACGGAGUUGUGGACUGGAGUUAGCAUUCCUGGACAAGUCGAAGAGAUGCUGCGUAUCGGAGGUUUCAUUGGAUUUGACUAA